AUGUCGUGGGCUAAUACGGGCAUGCAAGCCCUGAUACCGAUUAUUAAUAGAUUACAGGAUGCGUUUGCCCAAUUAGGAACAUCACUAAACUUUGACCUCCCACAGAUAGCAGUAGUCGGAGGACAAAGCGCGGGCAAAUCAUCUGUGCUCGAAAAUUUCGUUGGAAAAGAUUUUCUUCCUCGAGGAUCAGGCAUCGUUACCCGCAGACCAUUAAUUUUGCAACUGGUACAUGAUCAGCACGUAGAAUAUGGAGAAUUUUUGCACAAAAGAGGACAAAAAUUCACUGAUUUUGAAAUGAUCAGGAAAGAAAUUGAAGAUGAAACAGAUCGUAUAACGGGUCAAAAUAAGGGCAUCUCGCCAAUUCCAAUCAAUUUGAGAAUUUUCAGUCCGAAUGUAUUGAACUUGACUCUUAUCGAUUUGCCGGGCUUGACAAAAGUGCCGGUCGGUGAUCAACCUCCGGAUAUAGAGCAUCAGAUACGAGAAAUGCUGUUAACUUAUAUUUCACGUGAAACGUGUCUCGUUUUGGCAGUUACUCCAGCGAAUAGUGAUCUUGCUACAUCUGAUGCACUUAAACUUGCGCGAGAGGUUGAUCCACAAGGACUGCGAACCAUCGGUGUGUUAACAAAGUUGGAUCUGAUGGAUGAAGGUACUGAUGCUCGUGAUAUUUUGGAGAAUCGUUUAUUCCCACUUCGUAGAGGUUAUAUUGGUGUUGUAAAUCGAGGUCAGAAAGACAUUGUUGGUAAAAAAGAUAUUAGGGCAGCACUUGAUGCCGAGCGAAAAUUCUUCAUAUCACAUCCUGCAUAUCGACAUCUGGCAGAUCGUUUGGGAACACCAUAUUUACAAAGGACGCUAAAUCAGCAACUUACAAACCAUAUCAAAGAUACGUUACCGGCAUUAAGAGAUUCGCUUCAGAAAAAACUGUACGCAUUGGAAAAGGAUGUUAAUGAAUAUAAAAAUUUCCAGCCAAAUGAUCCUUCCAGAAAGACGAAAGCUCUUAUGCAGAUGGUACAAACUUUCACAACAGAUAUCGAGCGAUCAAUUGAAGGAUCAUCAUCGAAGGCUGUAAGUACAAAUGAAUUAUCAGGAGGUGCACGAAUUAAUCGAAUUUUUCACGAACGAUUUCCAUUCGAAAUUGUCAAAAUGGAAAUUGAUGAAAAGGAAAUGAGACGAGAAAUACAAAUUGCAAUACGUAACAUUCAUGGUAUUCGUGUUGGUCUAUUCACACCUGACAUGGCAUUUGAAGCUAUUGUAAAGAAACAAAUCGAACGACUAAAGGAACCAUCAUUGAAAUGUGUUGAUUUAGUUGUAAAUGAAUUGGCCUCUGUUGUGCGACAGUGUGCUCAAUGUGUUGCACGUUAUCCAAGAUUACGAGACGAAAUUGAACGAAUUGUAACCACAAAUAUGCGAGAAAAAGAGCAAUCUGCAAAAUAUCACAUAUCGAUGCUUGUUGAUUACGAACUUGCUUAUAUGAAUACUAAUCAUGAAGAUUUCAUUGGAUUUUCAAAUGCGGAAGCAAAGGCAUCGUCUACUUCACAAAAGAAAAAUCUUGGUAAUCAGGUGAUAAGGAAAGGUUGGUUAUCAGUGCACAAUAUAUCUUUCGUGCGUGGUUCAAAAGAUUGUUGGUUUGUUCUCACAUCUGACAGUUUGUCAUGGUAUAAGGAUGACGAGGAAAAGGAAAAAAAGUAUAUGCUACCGUUGGAUGGAAUAAAAUUGCGAGAUCUCGAAGCUGGUUUUAUGUCGAAGCAGCACAAAUUCGCUCUGUUCUACCCCGACGGAAAGAAUAUCUACAAGGAUUAUAAACAACUGGAAUUGAGUGCUAGCAAUCUGGAUGAAGUAGAUGCCUGGAAAGCAUCAUUUCUUCGUGCUGGUGUUUACCCAGAAAAGGAGAAACCAGUCGAAGAUGGUGAGACAGUUACGGAAAUUGAAGAAACAUCAGUGGAUCCACAGCUCGAACGUCAAGUGGAAACAAUUCGUAAUUUGGUCGACUCUUACAUGCGGAUUGUUACAAAAACAAUACGAGAUCUUGUACCGAAAGCAAUUAUGUUUCUCAUUGUUAAUAAAGUUAGUGAAUUUCUGCGCGAUGGUGAUCUUUUGGCUAAUCUUUAUCAGCUUGGUGAUACAGAUUCAUUGAUGGAAGAAAGCCAGCUUGAAGCGCAAAAACGAGAAGAAAUGUUUCGAAUGUAUCAUGCUUGUAAGGAAGCGUUAAAAAUUAUUGGCGAAGUAAAUAUGUCUACGAUGUCAACUGAUGCACCUCCUGCAGUAGCAAGCGAUUGGUUGAGAUCUAAUGGACCAUCUCCGAUACCGCGACCUGGAAUGGGUGGUGGAUUAACUGCGCAGCGUCCAGCUCCAAUGCCACCACGGCCAACGGGAAAUGUGCAGGGUGCAUCUUCGCUUGCGAGUCGACCACUACCGGGACCACCGGGUGGCCUUCCUGCUCCGCUGCUACCCAUUCGAGUGCAUAACAAUUCAGCGGUUCAAAAUGGUGUACCACCAAGGAUACCAGAUAGACCACAGAUACCUUCACGUCCUUACUGA
Messenger RNA from Brugia malayi, 2535 nucleotides. It is a transcript of the gene Bma-dyn-1.1, whose product is annotated as Dynamin, putative. Gene Ontology annotation, molecular function: GTPase activity; microtubule binding; GTP binding. The record is from RefSeq and is a predicted model, not a curated record. The transcript has 19 exons. Gene Ontology annotation, cellular component: microtubule; synapse; plasma membrane. The coding region runs from base 1 to 2535 and encodes 844 amino acids. Lineage: Eukaryota; Metazoa; Nematoda; Chromadorea; Rhabditida; Onchocercidae. Gene Ontology annotation, biological process: receptor-mediated endocytosis.